UAUUUGGUUAUGAAACGAAGCAUAUAUACGCUUCUCGUAUAAAACUAUGUUGUAAGUAAUUCAAAGUAUAAAGAUAUGUGAUUCUUAAUAUGAAAUUAAUAUAACUUAUAUUAUCUUUAACAAGUGGUUUUCUCGUAUCAUUGAUUUAUAAAAGUUUAAUCUCAUGAACAAAUAAUAAUACCGUGACAGUUAAUCUUAGCUAGUAGGGUUUGAUUUUUUAUCAAACACAAUGUAAAUACUUAUAUUUUGAUUUAAUUAAGGAUGGAAAAGUUCGGCCAUAAUGAUCAAGAAUUCUUUAAAUCACUUGUUCCUAAAGCACGUCCGUCAAUAAGAAACACUAGUAUAAAUUCGGAAAAUUUAUUGCUAAAAAAAAAUAUGUACAAAUCCAGACAUCAUUAUUCAAACCUUUCUGAUGAUUCUGAUGACGAUACACAAUCUGGAGAUGAUGAUGAUAGCGAUGAUCAGAAUCAUGAUAAUAAUAGAUAUAGUGGUGAAUCAUUAAAUAACUCAUCACAAAAUGUAUUAGACUCCUUUAGGAGUGCAAACAAUUAUUCUUAUACUUCAAAAGUAUAUGAAAGAAAUUUUCAUAGUCCAAAUACAAGUCAUCCUUUAAAUACUACUAGUAAUUAUUCUCCAAAACCAAUACAUUAUCAGUCUAAGCAAAAAUCAGGCACCCAAUAUCCUAAUAUAUUUUUAUGUAGUGUGGCUUGCAUUGUGGUUCUCAGUAUUCUUUUCAUUAUCCAAGCAGUACCUUGUAAAAAUGUAGAUCAAGAAACAUUGAAGCCUAAAGUGGAAACAAAAGCAACACAAUUAAUUAAAGUAGAUAAAAUGCUAGAUAAAUCAAUGCAGAUUAUUCAAACAAAGUUUAAUAAUCAAAAGUCUAGUAUUUGGAAUGAUAUAUCAGCUGCUAUAUAUGAUGUAAUUUUGUAUCCUAAGAAACCUUCAAUUAUUACUUUGUUUGGAAAAGAAGUAAAUACUUUGAAUUGUUUGGCACAAUUACUUGGACAAUUAAGUGGUGCAAUCUUAGGUUGCAACAAUUACUUAAUACUGGCACCAAAAGAUUUUCCAAAUGAUGUUGGACAAGUUAUUUAUAAUUUAAAAGCAAAGAUUUUAGAAAAGCCAGCAGUAAUAAUACAAGAUUUAUUGAAUGUAAAUACAGAGGCAAUCAAAGCAUUUCAUAAUUUUUGUGAUAGAGAAAAUCCUUUAGUUGAGCAUGUUAUUUAUAUUAUAACAAUGGUUGUUGAUGAUUACACUCUAUCCCAAAAGGAAUUAGAAUUUGUUGAAAAAAAAUUAAUUAGGAGAUUAUCAGGCAAAAUAGAGAAAGAUAUAUUAGAUCCAUUGAUAACUAGACUGACUGAUGGAAUUAUUGUACCAAUAUUACCAGAAUCAAGUACAAGUUUCAAUUAUACCGAUUGCUCUUUUCCUGAAGAGCAAAUAAAUAAAUUGAAGGCUGUGAUUUCUUAAUAAAAGUACAAGUUAUGAUCAUGACAUAAGUGUAAUCAUACUAAGUUACUAAAUACAUGUGCACAACUUUUAUAAUAAUUGUAAUUGUUAUAAUAAGUAAUUACUUAUGUAUUCAGCAUUAAAUAAACAUUCUUAUGUAUUAAUAUUCAACUUUAUUUUGUUAUGUCAAAUGACAGUACAGAAAAUCAACAUUCUUUUAGAUAAAGAUUUCCAAUGAUGAUUUGCUGGUUUCUACAAAUUUUCAAAAAAUAUAACAACAAGAUCGAUGCCUCUGGCAUGAUUUUAAUUACGUUCAUAGAUGACGUGUUUAUAUAGCUAUAAAAUAAAAUAUAAUGAAUAAGUUCACUUCGUACGUGUCAUAUCUCAUUUUUAUUUUAACGUGUAAUUUGUCGGUCUACCGUCCACGUAGUUUUAUUCAUAGUCCUGUAUUGCCAAUUUACAAUGCGUUUAUUUUGUAACAUCUUACACAUAAAAUCACAUGCAAGAGAAUUUAAUAUUUUAAUAUUUUUAAAUCUAUUAUAAAUGUUGCAAUCAAAUAUUAAUGAAGUAGAUUUAUAUAAAAGUAUCGUGAUUACUUUAUAUCAAAAUUUUUACAACUUAUAUAAAAAUGUAUAUUUGAGGAAGCUUAGAACUGUAUGAAUUUGUUAGUAAUAAAACUUUAAGAUACCUUUAUUAUUUAUUUAAGAAUGGCGUGCAACAACAUAAAAAUGGCAAAAUCAUUUUCCAACAUGCUUAUAUCCUAUUUGGUAAGCAUUUUAUAAAUUGGCAACAAAUACUUGUAAGCCGACACCUUGCUAAAAGUAUCUUAUUAGCAAAGUGGUAACUUACGAGAUUUUUAUAAUACAGUCCUCCUCUGUCGUAAUAAUUCACGUCCGUAACUAAAAGUAGGUAAUAUAUAUAUAUUUAUAUUUAUAUUUAUAUAUAUAUAUCUUGCAUAAUGUAGCGUGGUACCGUCAAACCUAAAUAAUAAAUACAUUUUAUACAGUCACAGACCUUUUAUACAGAAUGUCCAAAAUUGAACGUGCUGUACAACUGUGAAGAAAAGACCGAAAUUAAACAAAAAAAAAAAAAAAAAA
Osmia bicornis bicornis is the source of this 2540-nucleotide messenger RNA. RefSeq lists its product as uncharacterized. Gene Ontology annotation, cellular component: membrane. The transcript has 3 exons. Bases 262 to 1464 code for a protein of 400 amino acids. Gene Ontology annotation, biological process: membrane organization. The record is from RefSeq and is a predicted model, not a curated record. NCBI's taxonomy places the organism in Eukaryota, Metazoa, Arthropoda, Insecta, Hymenoptera, Megachilidae. Gene Ontology annotation, molecular function: ATPase activator activity.